Lathyrus oleraceus (garden pea) is the source of this 5934-nucleotide messenger RNA. RefSeq lists its product as uncharacterized. The transcript is spliced from 2 exons. NCBI's taxonomy places the organism in Eukaryota, Viridiplantae, Streptophyta, Magnoliopsida, Fabales, Fabaceae. Bases 77 to 1204 code for a protein of 375 amino acids. The record is from RefSeq and is a predicted model, not a curated record. Gene Ontology annotation, cellular component: endoplasmic reticulum.
UCUCCUAUGAAGACCGAUACACUUGCUACUUGGAAUAAAAUUUCAAACCCAAAAACACAGCUCUCAAAACCUCACCAUGCCAAUUCACUCCUUCAAUCACUCCCUUACUUCAUACACCACCGUCGUCGUCGUUCUCCUCCUCCUCCUCCUCCUCCAAACUUCAACUCCGAUAAUCAAAGCCCUCGCCGAAAACUCCCACGUCAUCAAUUUCCAAUCACCACACCUCUAUCCAGAAUCCCUAGCGUGGGACCCUUCAAAACAACACUUCCUCGUCGGAUCCCUCCGUCACCGCACCAUCUCAUCAAUCUCCGAUGCUGGCAUAAUCGAAACCCUAAUCUCCGAUUCCUCUCUCCCCGAAAACGUCACCGUUGUAGGUAUAACAGUGGAUUCACGCAACAAUCGCGUCCUCGCUGUAAUCCACGCCGUCAAACCUCUUCCUCCUUUCAACGCUCUCGCCGCCUACGAUCUAAAAUCCGGCAACCGCCUCUUUCUCUCCCCUCUCCCCACCGAUGAAGAAGCCCUCGCAAACGACGUCGCUGUUGAUUACAACGGCAACGCUUACGUCACGAACUCCAUCGGCAACUACAUCUGGAAAGUCAACGUGAAAGGAGAAGCUUCAAUCUUCUCAAAAUUGCCGAGGUUCACCGAACAUCCGGUGGACCGCGACACACCAUAUAGUUACAUCGGGCUCAACGGUAUUGCUUACGUCAGCAGCGGGGAUUAUCUCUUGGUGGUGCAAUCCAAUACAGGUAAGGUUUUCAAGGUUGAUGCGGACGACGGUACAGCCAGGCAGGUACUUCUCAACGAGGAUCUCACGCGUCCUGCUGGCGUCGUUUUUAGAAGUGACGGUGUCGUAUUGGUGGUUUCACCGCAAGCGAAUAAGUUGUGGCUUCUGAAGAGUAAUAAUGGAUGGGGGGAGGGUGUGGUUUAUGACAAAAUUGACCUUGAGAGUGAAGGGUACCCUACUUCGGUUGUUUCGAGAGGGAGGGAUAAGAUGUAUGUGUUGUAUGGGUAUUUUUUGGAGGGUCUUUUGGGGAAUUUAGAGAGGGAGGGUUUUAGAAUUGAGGAGAUUAUGUCACCAAAGGAGAGUGAGGGAGAGAAUGUUUGGCUUUAUGUGAUGAUUGGAUUUGGCAUGAUGUAUUUUGUGUAUUGGAGGUUUCAGAUGGGUCAGCUUGUGAAGCAUAUGAACAAAAAGAUCAAUUGAUUAUUUCUAAGUUUAUAGUUUCUAUUUCAUGGUUAUAACUUUUUUUGUUUUGUUUUGUUGUUAUUGUUAGGUUUAUAGAAUCAUAGGAGUGACAAUUGUAUCAUUUUGAUGUUUUAUACCAAAUUCUUAUUAAGUGCCAAUGCAUACUAUUAGUUAUGUUGCUUUUCUUAAUUUUUGUGGUUGUUCUUAUGAGUAGAGUUUGUGCAGAUAACUGUGUUGAUCGGAGAGACUGGUUCUGGGAAGAGUACUCAAAUUGUGCAGUUUCUAGCUGAUUCUGGCAUUGGGGCUGAUGGGUCAAUUGUGUGCACCCAACCUCGCAAGAUUGCAGCCAAGUCAUUGGCUCAAAGGGUGCAGGAGGAAAGUAGUGGAUGUUAUGAAGAAAAUUCAAUACAAUGUGUUUCUACAUUUUCAUCCAGUCAGAAGUUUGAUUCCAGGAUAUCAUUCAUGACAGAUCACUGUUUAUUGCAGCGGUAUAUGACCGAUAGAAAUUUGUCUGGGGUGUCGUGCAUUAUAGUUGACGAGGCUCAUGAAAGGAGCUUAAAUACAGAUCUACUGCUGGCAUUGAUAAAGAAUUUACUUUGUAAGAGGGUUGACUUGCGCCUUAUCAUUAUGUCUGCCACAGCUGAUGCAAAACAGCUAUCGGAUUAUUUCUAUGGCUGUGGAGUUUUUCAUGUACAUGGGAGAAACUUCCCGGUAGAGAUGAGAUAUGUUCCUUCUAAUUAUGCAGACCAUUCUGGCCCCGCUGCCGUGGAAUCCUAUGUUGUUGAUGUUGUCAGAAUGGCAACAGAGAUUCACAAAACAGAGAAGGAAGGAACUAUUCUUGCCUUUCUGACCUCACAGGUAGAAGUAGAAUGGGCCUGUGAAAAGUUUAAAGUCCCAUCUGCUGUUGCUCUGCCCUUGCAUGGAAAACUUACAUCCGAAGAGCAAUUUCAUGUUUUCCAGAACUAUCCUGGAAAAAGAAAAGUGAUAUUUUCAACCAAUCUUGCAGAGACAUCAAUUACAAUUCCUGGUGUUAAGUAUGUCAUAGAUUCCGGGUUGUUUAAAGAUUGCCGAUUUGAUCCUUGCACUGGGAUGAAUGUACUUAAGGUUUGCUGGAUCAGCCAGAGCUCAGCUAAUCAAAGGGCUGGCCGUGCUGGGAGGACUGAGCCUGGCAGGUGCUAUAGGAUGUACUCAGAAGCUGAUUAUAAUUCUAUGGAACUAAAUCAAGAACCUGAGAUUCGGAGAGUUCAUCUUGGUGUAGCAGUUUUGUAGAUCCUUGCUUUAGGGGUGAAGAAUGUGCAGGAUUUUGAUUUUGUGGAUGCUCCAAGCCCUAGUUCGAUUGAGAUGGCGAUCAGGAAUCUAAUUCAAUUAGGAUUCAUUAAACUGAACAAUGAUGUUCAUGAGCUAACUUAUGAAGGUAGGUACUUGGCAAGAAUGGGGAUUGAACCUAGGCAUGGUAAACUUAUUCUUGGCUGUUUCCAACUUGCUCUGGGCAGAGAAGGUGUUGUCCUUGCUGCCAUGAUGGCCAAUGCUAGUAACAUAUUUUGCAGAUUUGGUAAUGAAGGUGAUAAGCAAAGAUCUGAUUGUCUCAAAGUGCAAUUUUGCCAUUCUGAUGGUGACCUUUUUACACUUCUCUCUGUGUACAAAGAAUGGGAGGCUCUGCCUCAAGAGAGGAGGAAUAAGUGGUGUUGGGAAAAUAGCAUCAAUGCUAAAUCUAUGAGGAGAUGCCAAGACACAGAUUUCGAGUUAGAAUCUUUUCUAGAGCGUGAACAUGGCUUUGUUGUUCCAAGUUACUGGCGUUGGGAUCCUCAUACACCUUCUGUUCAUGAUAAGAAUAUGAAAAAGGUUAUACUGGCCUCACUUUCUGAAAAUGUAGCCAUGUUUUCUGGACGCAAUCAACUUGGUUAUGAAGUAGCGCAAACUGGACAACAUGUUCAACUGCAUCCAUCUUCUUCCUUGCUCGUGUUUGCUCAGAAGCCUAGUUGGGUGGUUUUCGGUGACCUUCUCUCAGUGUCUAAUGAAUAUCUAGUCUGUGUUAGUGCUGUUGAGUUUCAAUCAUUAUAUGACCUUCAACCCCCUCCCUCGUUUGAUGUAUCCAAGAUGGAAGAAUGGAAGUUGCAAACUAAGACAUUGACUGGUUUUGGCACUAUUCUUCUCAAAAGAUUUUGUGGGAAAUCCAACAGUAAUUUGCUUGGUCAUGUUUCACUUAUUAGGAAAGCUUGUUUGGAUGAAAGAAUCUUUGUUGAAGUGAAAGUUGACGAGAAUCUCAUCCAGUUAUAUGCCGCUUCACACGAUAUGAAUACAGCUACUAUGUUGGUGAGUGAUGUUUUAGAAUACGAGAAAAAGAGGUUACGCACAGAAUGUAUGGAAAAAUGUUUGUAUCACGGGUCUGGUUCUGCAUCACCUAUGGCUUUGUUUGGGUCUGGUGCUGAGAUAAAGCAUCUGGAACUCGAGAAGCAUUCCCUGAGUGUUGAUGUGUAUCACUCAAACAUAAAUGCAAUUGAUGACAAGGAGCUCCUGAUGUUUUUUGAAAAGAAUACCUCAGGUUCUAUAUGUGCUGUGUACAAGUUCCAAGGAAUGGGGAAGGAUCCUCCAGAUAGAGAAAAGUGGGGCAAGAUAACAUUUUUGUCCCCUGAUGCUGCCAAAAGAGCCGUUGAGCUGGAUGGAGACGAGUUUUGCGGCUCGAACUUGAAAAUACUUCCUUCACAAUCAGCUAUGGGAGGGGAUAAAACAUUUUUAUUUCCUGAAGUUAAAGCAAGAAUUUUCUGGCAUCGCAGACUUAGCAGAGGAUUUGGCAUAGUUAUAUGUGAUAAAAAUGAUGUCAAUUUCAUGUUGAGAGAUUUUUAUAACCUUGCAAUUGGAGGGAGGUAUGUUCGUUGUGCACCUAGUAAUAAGUCAAUGGACGGUAUUAUGAUAAGUGGGCUUGACAGAGAGCUUCAAGAAACAGAAAUUUUGGAUGUACUAAGAAAUGCUACAAGUAGAAGGAUUCUGGACUUUUUUGUGGUGAGGGGAGAGGCUGUUGGAAAUCCACCCUGCAGUGCCUGCGAAGAGGCACUCUUUAAAGUAAUUUCCCCCUUAAUGCCCAAGGUAGACCCUCAUAUUAGUUCUUGCCGUGUUCAGGUAUUUCCACCUGAGCCAAAGGAUUCUUACAUGAGAGCUUUAAUUAAUUUUGAUGGAAGAUUACAUUUAGAAGCAGCUAAAGCUUUGGAAGAAAUUGAAGGAAAGGUAUUACCCGGAUGUCUUUCAUGGCAAAAGAUAAUGUGUGAACAGUAUUUCAUAGCUCCUUGAUAUUUCCUGCACCAGUGUAUCACGUGAUUGCGGAACAAUUGGAAAAAAUACUUGCAAACUUCAACAAUUUAAAUGGUCUUGAGUGGAACCUAAACAGAACUGCUAAUGGUUCCCACCGACUGAAGAUAACAGCCAAUGCCACCAAGACAGUGGCAGAAGUUAGGAGACCUCUGGAAGAACUGUCGAGAGGAAAACUCAUUGACCAUGGAAGCCUUCCUCCCGCAGCUCUACAACUCAUUUUGUCCAGAGAGGGCAUGAGUCUUAAAUGCUCCAUACAGCAAGAGACCAAAACAUACAUAGUUUUUGACAGGCCCAGCCUGAACUCAAGAAUUUUUGGUUCACCAGAAAAGAUUGCUUUGGCUCAGCAGAAGUUAAUUCAAUCUCUACUCUCCCUCCAUGAAGAAAAGCAGUUAGUAAUCCCUCUGAGAGGGAGGGACCUACCUCCCGACUUGAUGAAACAAGUGGUUAAGACUUUUGGGCCAGAUCUUCAAGGGCUAAAAGAGAAGGUACCUGGGGCUGAUCUCAAACUUAACACACGCCAACAGGCAAUUUUUCUCAAUGGUAACAAGGAGUUGAAACCAAGAGUAGAGGAAAUAACUUUGGAGGUUGCGUGUUCAAGCAUUCAUUUAGUUGAGAGACUCGACACAGGACCUAGUUGCCCAGUUUGCUUGUGUGAGGUUGAGGAUGGAUAUCAACUUGAAGGCUGUCGUCAUUUGUUCUGCCGGUUGUGUCUGGUUGAGCAGUGUGAAUCUGCUAUAAGAAACCAAGGCAGUUUCCCAAUAUGUUGUGCUCACACGGGCUGUGGAGAUCCUAUUCUGCUUACAGAUUUCAGAACUCUCCUGUCAAAUGACAAGUUAGAUGAACUUUUCAGGGCUUCUUUGCGAGCUUUUGUAGCUUCGAGUUCAGGAACUUAUAGGUUUUGCCCGUCUCCCGACUGCCCCUCAAUUUAUCGAGUUGCAGACCCCGACACAGGUAGUGAGCCAUUUACUUGCGGAGCAUGUUAUUCAGACACUUGUACCAAGUGCCACUUAGAGUAUCAUCCAUUCGUUUCAUGCGAGAGAUACCGGGAGCUUAAAGAUGACCCAGAGAUCACAUCUCUGAGGGAGUGGUGUAAAGGGAAAGAACAAGUCAAGAGCUGCUCUGCUUGUGGGCAAAUAAUUGAAAAGGUUGAUGGGUGCAAUCACAUUGAGUGCAAGUGCGGAAAACAUGUCUGUUGGGUUUGCUUGGAAAUAUUUUUAGAAAGUGAUGAAUGUUAUGAUCAUAUGAGAACUAUACACUUAUCCAUAUAAAUUGCUAUUUGUGUGGUGAUUGUAAGUUUAGUAUAGUGGUAUAUAAUAUUAUGUGCAUAGGCGUUGGAAAAUGCAAAGAUGUGAACUAAUGUAUAUAUAAUAGCAGUUCUGCACUACUCUGUACCCAUCUUGUACACGAGAUUUCUUUAAUAUAAGUUUGCAUCAUUUGGGUCC